AUGUUAUCUCAGAUGACCCAUACACACUAUGUUCACGCAGAAAGUAGAUUGUUGAAGGAUGUGAGAUAUAAAUACUUGUUCGUAGUGUUUCGUUGCACGUUUGGUCGUAAACGUAAAUCAGAAGGUCUGAAUGUGAUUAAAAAACCGUCUAAAUUUUUAAAUUGCCAAUCGAUGUUUCGCGUAAGAUUGGAGGGUCAACAAUACGUUAUAAAAUCUUACAACAUGACUCACAACCAUCCGUGUACUAGUUCGUGGAUGGUUUGUGAUCCGUUGAGUAGACGAUUGUCAUCAGAAGAAAAAGAAAACUUGAAACCAGUUAUAUUGCACUGUCAGUCGACGGACGAAGUUAUCGAAAGUAUUAAGGGAAGAACAGGUAAGCAGGUGACCGCUGCUGAUGUGAAAAAUAUGAAAGCUGAACUCUCCACUGGUAAGUGUAUAUAA
Schistosoma guineensis is the source of this 441-nucleotide messenger RNA. Lineage: Eukaryota; Metazoa; Platyhelminthes; Trematoda; Strigeidida; Schistosomatidae. The record is from the annotation of a GenBank genome assembly.